GUUUUGGCUGACUCCUCUAUACGGCUCGGCUUCAUUUUGGCGCUAACUUCUUGGGGAAGUUUUCUUCUCCCCUUCAUAUUUCUUCUCUGAUAGCUCCACGCCUUUCCCUCUCCCUGACCCUUCACCUUCUCCAAUUUGCAUUUCCCUGUCAAAACAAUCUUAUAAGCUACUCUAAAAAUCUAAAUCCGAAUUAGUUUUCUUCGACCCUGUUGAUUUCAGGCUUUCAGCCGUGUCGAUAUACAUCCCUCUGCAAGGUGUCAUGACUUCUAGCUCUGGUGCAAUGGCGACUAACUUCUCAUUUUCGACCCCUUCAUCAUCUUCCUCACCCUUCUCGUUUGGAGUUGGUAGCACUAUUGCUGCUCCCUUGUAUUCUUUUGGUACUACCUUGCCACUUGGAAAUGAAAAUGUUCAUGCUUCACCAGUGUUUGGAGUUUCUAGAGAUCCAGGUAACACCUAUAGUUCCCAAAUGUCUGGAACCACAUCUUCUUCUUCUGGAAGGAAAAUUAAGACAAGGAGAAGACGAAGAGUUUUGCCUUUUGAUAAUUCUACCCUUAGUGCAUCUUCCUCAGGUUCAUAUCAUUUAAACUCUGGGAUCACUGGAUCAUUAUCCUCUUGCUCAACAGCUGUUACUGCAUCACCAUUUGGGUCAGCAGCUUCAGCUUUUGGAGCACCAUCACUUUCAUCAACCUCUGCAUCAUCCUUUCCCCCAGCUUCAAGCUCAACUUUUUCCACAUCUGGUUUUAUGUUUCCCACCAUAUCAACUGCCACUUCAGCAUCAUCUUCCCUUCCAUAUUCUUUCCCAAGUGUUUCAACUACAAGCACUUUGUAUCCAUCACAGGGUAUGGGAAAUGCUUCAACAACUGUUUCAUCCGUUACAACUCCCAGUGUGUCAUCGUCAUCUUCAGAUAUGGCUAUCCUUUCGUUUGGGACUUCAUCUGGUUUUCAAGCAUCCACAUCAUCGGAAGUUACACUCAGUGGUAUAGAUUCAAAGCCUGCUGAGUUAGGCAUUGCAACUCUUUCAUUGCCCCAUUUUCCAAUAGUAACUGCAACAACCAGUGUUGGUAUUUCUGGGACCAGUAACACCAGUACUGGUACAUUUAAUGUUUGUACUAGCAUAUUUUCAAUGUCUUCAAUGGCACCAUCAACUCAUCAUACUUCACAACAAAUGCCAACAACUUCAUUACCAACACUUGCUAUGGUUUCCAGAAGGGAGAGAUUCCAAAAAAUGAAUGAGGAGCUAGCUAGCCUUACUAAUGAUACACUUGAGCAUCGGGGGCAUCGUGCUAUGGCCGAGGCCGUGUUGGUCACUUCUGAGAUAAUCCGGCGGAAGGAUGAGCAGGUGCGGGAGCUGCAGAAGGCCUUGGCCGUUGAGCAGGUAAAGCGAAAUAAAAUGGUGAAGGACAUGGAGGCACUGAAAGAUGCCCAUGCUGCCGAGAUAGCUUACAGGAAUGAGUGUCAUGUCAGGGCAUUGGAUGCAGCCAUUGACACAUACAAAGAGUCCUCUGAGUUUGAAGCUGAACGGAAAGCAUACAUCAAGGCUCAUUUGAAUGAGAUUGGUGAGGAGUGGCUAGCCACUCCGUUAGGAGAAGACAAGGUAACCCAAGAGAGCCUUAUUGCGUAUCAGGUGGGGCUGUAUGAUAUGCAACAGAAGAUCUAUCCCAAACUGAGGGACAAGUUUGAUGACUUUGAUGUGAAUGGUUGGGGGUUACCCAAAGAGAUGAUCGACCCUGAGGCUUUGGUUGCUACGCAGCAGAACAGUGUUGCUAUUCUUGGAAGCCUCUCGCCUGAUGCUGACCUCGCUGAGCCACCUGCUGUUACAGAAGGGGGCGCCUUAGAUCUGCAGAUGGUUGAGGAUAAUCACCAACCCUUAUGUGCCCAGACUGGCUCAGACCGUGCUGUGGAAUCGGCUGUAGAUGAUACUAUUGUAGGAGUCUAGAACAGUAUAUAUGUGAAGCUGACGUACAGUUUAACCAUAACGCUUAAUAGCAACGGUUAAACACUGACGUGGGAAGCCUUUGAUUCAAUAUCAUAUGAGUGUACACUUCGUAUACAUCUUCACAUUUGCAACAAUUUAAUGUCCCCUUAUUAAUCUGCCUGAAGUAGGAAUGUAAAAAAAAAAUGCUCCGCAACGACCCGCCCUACCUCUAGACAUUUGGGGCAGGUCUGCCUUGCCCCGUCUUGCAAAUAGGGUGGGUCUGCCCUUCCCAUGCACACAAUGGGACGGGUUCGGGUAUUACUAUUGACCCUUGUUGACCCGUCCUGCCACGUUCAAUAUAUAAGUAUGCAUAAUUUGUUUUAAAUUAUACAACAAAUAUAUGUAUACAUUUAUAAUAAGUCAUGAAUUUCUUGGUCAUGUAAUAUAUUACUCCUUACUAUUUGUAUUUGAGCAAGAUGCCAUUAAUUGCCUA
This is a messenger RNA of Cuscuta europaea, 2408 nucleotides long. NCBI's taxonomy places the organism in Eukaryota, Viridiplantae, Streptophyta, Magnoliopsida, Solanales, Convolvulaceae. The record is from the annotation of a GenBank genome assembly.